GGUACUUCAUAACAAUUUUUGAACUGAAAAUAAGUCAGCCUCUGGAGAUUAUAAUUAAACAAACUAUAUUGUAAUACAAAAUGUUAUUCUAUUCAUUUUUCAAGUCACUAGUUGGGAAAGAUGUUGUUGUUGAGCUAAAAAAUAAUUGCAGCAUCUGUGGUACAUUACAUUCAGCAGAUCAGUAUUUAAAUAUCAAGCUUACUGAUAUAAGUGUUACAGAUCCAGAAAAAUACCCUCAUAUGCUUUCAGUAAAGAACUGCUUCAUAAGAGGCUCAGUUGUAAGGUACGUACAGCUACCAGCAGAUGAAGUUGACACUCAGUUAUUGCAAGAUGCUGCAAGAAAGGAAGCUGCUCAGAGCAAGCAAUAAUUACUCAUUUAAAAAUAUCAGAUAUUAUCUUCCAUUUGACUUUGUACAUAACACAUAACUGUCAACUGAACAUUAAAAUGAAAGUGAAGAAAUAUUUUUGUAAAGACCAAGUAAAUGUUUUUUUCAUUUUAUAUGCAAAUGUUUCACAAAUAUUAUGUUAGAAACUAAACUGAGAUUUAAAUCCAUAUAUAGUUUAAAUAUGCUGUGCAUUUUAUCAGGACUACUAAGAAAUUGAUUAAGGUUUUGUUAUAGUUUAAUUUUCUCAAGAUUUUCAUAGGAAAAAUGUUUUGAGUUUUCUCUUUUAAAUUUAAUGACUAAACUCUUCAUUUCAUUUAUAUAAAUUAUUAAUUAAAAUUAUUUAUUAAUUAAAGUUUCUGAACUUUAUAUAACUAUUAAUUUCAAAAAUAGAAGUGUGAGGCAACUUUGAUUCUUAAAUUUUCUCAUUCUGUAGUAUUUAUAAUUUUGAUCAGAGUUCCUAUUACAAAAUAGGUAAAAGUCAACUUUA
This is a messenger RNA of Stegodyphus dumicola, 873 nucleotides long. RefSeq names its product U6 snRNA-associated Sm-like protein LSm2. Gene Ontology annotation, molecular function: RNA binding. Gene Ontology annotation, cellular component: P-body; Lsm1-7-Pat1 complex; precatalytic spliceosome. Lineage: Eukaryota; Metazoa; Arthropoda; Arachnida; Araneae; Eresidae. The record is from RefSeq and is a predicted model, not a curated record. Gene Ontology annotation, biological process: mRNA splicing, via spliceosome.